UCAUUUUAUAUUCCCCUAAAAACACUCAUUUUAUUGGUCACCGCCGGCGACAAAUCCCGCGCGGCGCCGGCGGCCGGCUCGCACGGCCUCCAACCCAUGGCGCACGACCUCCCCCCACCAUCAGCUAGCAGUUGCGCGCUUGCAUGGCCGGCCCUCCUCCCUGCCAGCUCAGCCCCCUACGCCGGGCCCGACGUUCCCGCCGCCGACUGGCCGCUGACAUCGUCGCCCCUUCGCUCCAGUUUCAGGUGUUGUUGUACUCAGAGCAGCUGGAACUGUGCCCGGCCUCCUUGGCAAGCACUGCACUUCCUCCUUCCCAGGCAUCCUUGCUUGCUGCUGCAUUUCCUUGAACUCCUGGCGCUGCAGCUUCCGUCCAUUGAAGCAACUAUAUGUGGUCAGGCCAGUUAGAUCCCAUGUUUCUCCAAUGGGGAUGGGGUAACAAUAAUCCCCUGACCUCUAGUGCUGACUGCUGACUCCUGAACCCACAAGGAGCAUAUUUGGAGAAACAAGUUUAUCAGAUUAUCAUAUUUCAUUAAAUAAAGAUGUCUGAACUACCACAGUUACCAAUAACAUUCAGCUUCUCCAAAAACUAGUAUGGUGGGCUUCACCUUCAACUUUUGUGUCAGCUAGUCACUCAGUUGCCCUUGAUCAUAGCCAUAUCUAGCUGCUCCUUGAUCUGUUUGAGCGACAAUUAAUACGGGACGGAGGUAGUAGGUAAUAACUUUUUGUAUGGUAAAGAUCACCCCGCCUCCUCCUGGGCAAGUUAAUAACUCAUAUCAUUGAUUCGAUACUGAAUUAUGGAAA
Messenger RNA from Triticum aestivum (bread wheat), 801 nucleotides. RefSeq lists its product as uncharacterized. Bases 97 to 405 code for a protein of 102 amino acids. The transcript has 2 exons. The record is from RefSeq and is a predicted model, not a curated record. Lineage: Eukaryota; Viridiplantae; Streptophyta; Magnoliopsida; Poales; Poaceae.